Molecule: messenger RNA, 981 nt
Organism: Eurypyga helias (sunbittern)
Lineage: Eukaryota; Metazoa; Chordata; Aves; Eurypygiformes; Eurypygidae
Product: MOB kinase activator 1B
Exons: 4
Biological process (GO): hippo signaling; positive regulation of protein phosphorylation
Cellular component (GO): nucleus; cytoplasm
Molecular function (GO): protein kinase activator activity
Source: RefSeq, a predicted model, not a curated record
CUGUUGACUUCUUCAACCAGAUCAAUAUGCUUUAUGGAACCAUUACGGAUUUCUGCACGGAGGAGAGCUGCCCCGUGAUGUCUGCUGGCCCCAAAUAUGAGUACCACUGGGCAGAUGGGACAAACAUAAAGAAACCAAUUAAGUGCUCUGCACCAAAGUACAUUGAUUACCUGAUGACUUGGGUCCAGGAUCAGCUGGAUGAUGAAACGCUAUUUCCUUCUAAAAUAGGUGUACCGUUCCCAAAGAAUUUCAUGUCGGUGGCAAAGACAAUUUUAAAGCGUCUCUUUAGAGUUUAUGCUCACAUUUAUCACCAGCACUUUGAUCCAGUGAUCCAGUUACAGGAAGAGGCACACCUUAACACUUCUUUCAAGCACUUUAUAUUUUUCGUUCAGGAAUUCAACCUUAUCGAUAGAAGAGAACUUGCACCACUGCAAGAACUGAUUGAAAAACUAACCUCGAAGGACAGAUAAAAGGAAGAGGAUUUCUUCAAGUCACUUGUUUGUUUAAGCGAGCGUGUGGUAUUUGUUUUUUGUUAAUAUUUUUUUUUUUUUUUUUUAAAAAGGCGUGACCCUGUGCUGUUACUAAUGACAGCCAAGGUCUACUUUCUGUGCUUUUAUUAGGGGAAAUCUUUUAUCGGUUAGUGACACAUGGUAAAUAGCUUUUUAAUUUUUGUUAUUUUUGACUGUUGUUACUCAUUGUGGAAUUGUAGCAGGUGCUGAGUGUUUAUAAAGGAAACAUGCUUGGUUGGGGGAUUGACUCUGGUGGUGGAUGGGUCCUUGUAUUGUGUCAGUGGUAGCCCAUUCUCAUGAAGUCCCUAGAAGACUUGCUUACAUUCUCUAAGUGCCUUGGCAGACUCACUUCUGAGGUGCAAAGCACAUACAAUACUGAACAUUGCUGGAAACAGAAAAUAGGAACUAACACCCAGGACACUUACUGAUACUUGUUUUAGAAAAAUAUAUAUAUAUGCUUACACUAAAAAAA